CAAUAUCGAUUGAUAAUUGUUUUCCACAGUAGGCUUAUAAAAAAAUAAUGUUUUUUCUGGGUGUGGGAGUUUGUGAAAAUCUCGUUUUUAGAAAUUGGUGAGGCUUAUUAUUUUUUAUUUGGGUACAUUUACUAGUGUGUCCGGGUAUAAUAUUGCGUUUCCCCUGAUAGUUAUUCUGUUGGCGUUCGAAUGAAUGAAUUUAAUGUUGAAAAUCAUGGAUCAAAUAAAAAGCCACUGAUCGCAAAGAAACCACUGAAUGCCUCACGGCGCCUUACAACGAUCAAGCAAAGACAGGCCUUUUUCAGUCUACGGGGAGUGCAGAGAUGAAAGAGGGAGAAUACAAGGAACAUCUCAGAAUAAAUGACUUACAUGUAGGUUUUCAGCAACAGAUUAAAACGGAAGAAGAAACGCCAUCUCAGGAAAAUGUCAUCAGGCCCUUGGAACAAUUCCAGGAAGUAGGAAUAGGGAUAAACAUUGGCCAGGAAUUGCCAAGAUGGAAUGCUUUAAAAGAUAGACUACAAUUGGAAACAAAUGAAAACCUGGCAAAAUUUUUGAUGGACCACUACUUAAAGAAUAACACACUCACUUUAAAACCUUUUGACAUUUCAUACCUCCCUCCAGAUAACAAUAUUGCAGAGGACAUUGAUAGCAACAGUGAAGUUGUGGAUUCCUUCCCCUGUGACAAGUGUCAUCGAGUAUACACCAGGAGAGACAGCUUGAAAAGACAUAUGAAGAAGCACAGUUCAACUGAAACAUAUGAUUGUGACCAUUGUGAGGAGACAUUUCCUGAAAAGCAGGCAUUGCAGCGACAUCUCCAGAAAAAACAUUCUGGAAUAUUACACCCUUGUUCUCAAUGUGAUAAAAUAUUUAACACCAAAGCAGGACUCAGGACACAUGAAAAUUCACAUUGUAAUAUAAAAUUUCUUGAAGAUGGUGUCCCCAAAGCAACUUCUUUGUCAGAUGUUCCAGUUGAUUUAACUGAGUGUACCAGUAAUCCAAUUCCUCCAUCCCCUGAUGAGACCAGAGACGCUGUGCCUUCUGGUGCUGACGAAGAUGGUUCGGGAAUGGUUUUCCAGUGUAGGGUGAGUGGGUGCGAGCGGGUGUUAAGCUCAAAGUGUGCUCUACAAAAACAUAACAGGACCCACACUGGUAUUUACCCGUUCAACUGUCUGGAAUGCCCAAGGGGGUUCCACGCGCGGUCUGCCCUGGAGGACCACAGAAGGUCCCGUCACAAGGAGAAAAGGUUCCAUUGUGUGCGUUGUAAUAAGACUUUUUGCACUGGCCAAGGUCGCAAGCUUCAUGAGCAGCUUCACAGAAAUGAGUCGCACCAGUGCCACUUAUGUGAGAAGACAUUUCCUACAAAAAUAUACCUCAAAAUUCAUCUGAGGACACACAUAGAGAGUUUUGAAUGUACGAUAUGUAAAAAAAGUUACACAAAGGCAAGGCAUCUGAAGGACCACAUGGCCUUUCACAAUAAUAAAACCUUUGAUUGCAACAAGUGCACAUUCAAAACGAAUUAUAGGCAAUCUUACAAUCGUCAUUUAAAAGCACAUAAAAGAGAAAUUCAGUCUAUUCUUUUAUCCAAGUAUUGAAAUGGACCUCUUGGAUUUUACGUGCAUUUUUUAGGACAAUACAGCCAAUGGGAUAUGAAUCUGGCCGUUUGACAGCUUUCCUGAACAGGGCACUUGCAGUCUUCUGUUAACUAAUAUGAAUUUUGACACAAAAAAAUCCUGUUAUGUGUACCUUUUAGGUUAUUUGUUUCCAACUUUCCAACCUGUACAUUUAUAGGUGUUCUUUUUAUCUCACUUUUCUAUUUUUCAUCCUCAAAAUUGACUGACUUUUCUCAAAAUUGUGUCACUGCUCAAGCAAGUGAAACUAUCCGAGUCUCCUCAGGAGUACUUUUUUGCCUGGUUUGCCUUCGAUCUAAAAAAAAUUUCAAAACUGUUUAAAGUUUAUUUUUGGUGUCAAGUGGUUCACAAAAUUAAAGAAAAAUCAUGCCACAUUGGUAAUAUUUGAUUGAAUAAAAUAUGACUUAUAAUGGAAAA
This is a messenger RNA of Lingula anatina, 2045 nucleotides long. RefSeq lists its product as uncharacterized. The record is from RefSeq and is a predicted model, not a curated record. Gene Ontology annotation, cellular component: nucleus. NCBI's taxonomy places the organism in Eukaryota, Metazoa, Brachiopoda, Lingulata, Lingulida, Lingulidae. Gene Ontology annotation, biological process: regulation of transcription by RNA polymerase II. Gene Ontology annotation, molecular function: RNA polymerase II cis-regulatory region sequence-specific DNA binding; DNA-binding transcription activator activity, RNA polymerase II-specific.